Monosiga brevicollis MX1 is the source of this 1594-nucleotide messenger RNA. RefSeq lists its product as uncharacterized. NCBI's taxonomy places the organism in Eukaryota, Choanoflagellata, Craspedida, Salpingoecidae. Gene Ontology annotation, cellular component: cytoplasm; nucleus. The transcript has 7 exons. The record is from RefSeq and is a predicted model, not a curated record. Gene Ontology annotation, molecular function: protein kinase activator activity. The coding region runs from base 398 to 1078 and encodes 226 amino acids. Gene Ontology annotation, biological process: signal transduction; positive regulation of protein phosphorylation.
AAGACCAGCUCUGGUGUGGCUCUUUCAUCCUUUUCGGACGGAUAUUGACGUGGGCCAAGGCUGGGCUGGAAAGUGUCGGGGCCGACACCGAGCAAGACCCUUUGGCCCUUUGCGCAUCUUGGCUAUCAACCUGCCGCCACCCACCCCAAUACGUUUCGCCUGCCACCACCCUUUUGUCAGUGCACCGGCGCGCGCGCUUGCAUCUCGAGUUGCCAACGCCUGCCACCACUUCAUCGGAUCUGUAUUUCUCCGUUCCCCUGCCUCACAUCUCUCUUGCACGUUCAGGAGGGCUUGGCACUUCUUCCCGGGAAUUCAACGAGCCUGAGCUCCAGCACUGGGCGCCACAGCGCUGCCAUCAUCACACUCGCCAAGCUCAUCGCCGGAUGCCAUCAGCGCCAUGAGUUUCUUCUUCAAGGGCCAGAAAACCUUCAAGCCCAAGAAGAACAUCCCCGAGGGCACCAAGCAGCAUGAUCUCAAGAAAUACGUCGACGCCACCCUUGGCGCUGGCAACCUGCGAGCUGCUGUUCGUCUGCCCGAAGGCGAAGACCUCGAUGAGUGGAUUGCCGUCAACACCGUCGAUUUCUUCAAUCAGAUCAACAUUCUUUACGGGACCAUCACAGAGUUUUGCACCCGCGAAAGCUGUCCCAUCAUGUCUGCCGGCCCAAAAUAUGAGUAUCAAUGGGCCGAUGGUGUCAACGUGAAACGGCCCAUCCGCUGCUCCGCACCAGAGUAUAUUGACUUUUUGAUGACCUGGGUACAAGCCCAGCUCGAUGACGAAUCAAUCUUCCCCUCCAAGAUUGGCGCCCCCUUUCCCAAGGACUUUUUGGUGCUAGUCAAGGCUAUCCUCAAGCGCCUCUACCGUGUCUACGCUCACAUGUACCAUUCUCACUUUAACAAGAUUGUUGCGUUGGGUGAGGAGCCUCACCUAAACACGUCCUUCAAGCACUUUAUCUACUUUGUCAAAGAGUUCAACUUGGUGGAGCCUCGGGAAUUGGCGCCUAUGCAGGAGCUGAUUGAUCGUUUGCUGGAGAAGGACAGGCUUAAGGAGGAACAGGCAGCGGCAACAGAAGAAGCCUAAGCACCCAUGCGCGUGACACGGACUCUGUUUUUUAUGGUGGAUACAAAGGAGAUGCUUCUCCCUGAUUCUCGCAGAGGGAUUCCGAUUAUGUCGGUUGCUGGACGUCAUUGACACUCUCCUCUCCACAUGUGCAGCCUCGCUGAUCUAGUUUUCUCCUGCAUUUUGCUUGGGUUUGGUUUUUUUUUUUUCCUCUUUCAUCUUUUUUCUCGCCCGUCUCUGCUGCCAGUGUUGUGCCUCAGUCGUGGCCGCACACUUGCGCGAUGCUGCGCCAAUCUGCUCUGUACUUGGCCGCGUGAUGGUUGUGUCAUGUGCUUGUUCUCGUUUUAUGUUUUUUUUGUUCUGUUUUGUUUUUGUCGCAUAGAGAUGCAAGACUCGUUUAAGCUUUUUUUUCUCAUUAGCUCCUAUCUUCUCUUGUCUGGUUUCGUCUAUAUUGCUUUUUUCCCCUGCCUGCCACUUUCAACCCUUCUGUCCUGUCCUGACAUUUUCUUUCUGCUCUUAAUCGAACUUUCAACAGCC